AUGCACACCACUGUUCCUGCUAGCGAGUCGGCAAUUUACGACGAGCUGACUGCCAUUAGGCAACGGCUUUCGCUCAUCAAGCGCGACCACAAGACAUAUAUGAAUUCCAAGAGCAUAACCGAAAUAUACGCCCAGGUUCUGGACAAGACGAAACAGUUGCGGGCGAUCCGGUCAGACACCAAGGACUCGGAAUAUCUUCCGAACAAGGUGGACGUUUUGGUGGACGAGAUCUUCCAUCUUUUGAGUCUUUGUUUUGUCACGUGUGGCCUUAAAAACACCGCUCCGGGCACCUAUGCCUCGCUCUCCACUGUUCAGCGACUGUUGGAACAUUUGAACGAAAACGAGAUAUUCACGCACCAGGAUUUGAACCCGAUCAGAGAACGGCUGGACGAUAUUGCCAACAUCAUCAAUGCGGACGAAACAGCGUCUCCGGAGGAGGUCAAGCUGCUGAAAAGCAAACUGGAACAGUCCAAUAAGGAGUACGCAGUGUUGGAGGACAAAAUUAACAAGCUGCCGGAAAACGUGCAGAAAAUCAUGGACAAGCUCAUCUCGCUCAAGUACAGAAUCCUGGAACUCAUCACCAGCGAAGAGACUGGAAACCGCAAAGAGUUGAAAGUGUUCACCAAACAGUUGGAAGAUAUCCAAUUGCAAUGCGAGCUGGAGUUCUCCAAUUGUCAGCAUCCGAAGGGAGAAGGUCUUUUGAAGGGAUUGAUCGACGACUGCCACUAUUUAAUCCAGGAUUUCCAGAUCGGACAGGACAUGGUGAGUCCGGACCUGGCUGAAAUUUACAACAAGUUGGAGAAACUCAAGAGCACGCUAGAAAACCUGUUGGUCACCAGAAGAUGGGUGUUACGGACAACUGACAUUUUCAACUACCAGCGGGAUCUUAACAACAUCGAUGCGCUUCGUGUUGAUGGAUAUUUUGGUAAGAAAGAGCUUCGUGGUCAGUCCAUAUUGCUAUAUCUUCUGAGACGUUGCUAUGCGAUUAUUUAUAAACUUUUGGAAAGUUCAGAGCCGGUGAGUGAAAGUUUACAGCCAUUGCACAACCAGUUGACAACGGUUCGCAAGUGCUUGCUAGAUUUAAAGCGGAUGGGAGGCGUUUCUUCGAUCAGAGAGCUGUAUCCGUUCCAAAUGAAGCUUGCAUCCAUCGAUAACAAGCGUGAUGACGGGAAAUUUAUGAUUGACGGACAAAUUCCAGAGGGACAAGGGACGCUGAACGCGCUACUGGCAGAGUGUUUUGACAUUGUGCACGAGCUGAAGAUCGAGUUUUACGAAAAAGACGAUUCCGAAAAGAAGGACGACGAGACAAAGUUCAAGGCUAACGUGAUUGGCACCAAGGCACAGGAGACGAAUUAUGACUAUAACAUAGUAGAAGGCGGAGAAGAUUACGAGGAGGACAAUUUGGCAGGACUAAACGAAAGUAUCGGGGAGAGUGAGACAGACGGAGACUUAUAA
Messenger RNA from Ogataea philodendri, 1455 nucleotides. RefSeq lists its product as uncharacterized. The record is from RefSeq and is a predicted model, not a curated record. The transcript has a single exon. NCBI's taxonomy places the organism in Eukaryota, Fungi, Ascomycota, Pichiomycetes, Pichiales, Pichiaceae. Gene Ontology annotation, cellular component: cytoplasm; nucleus. Bases 1 to 1455 code for a protein of 484 amino acids.